This is a messenger RNA of Capsicum annuum, 1454 nucleotides long. Its product is annotated as barley B recombinant-like protein D. NCBI's taxonomy places the organism in Eukaryota, Viridiplantae, Streptophyta, Magnoliopsida, Solanales, Solanaceae. The record is from RefSeq and is a predicted model, not a curated record. Gene Ontology annotation, biological process: response to ethylene. The transcript has 3 exons. Gene Ontology annotation, molecular function: sequence-specific DNA binding; DNA-binding transcription factor activity. Bases 260 to 1165 code for a protein of 301 amino acids. Gene Ontology annotation, cellular component: nucleus.
AAUUCCGAGAUUAGACAGUGCAUAAGCAUCUGCUCUGAAUCUAUCACCUGGACAAAUCAGAAAAAAGAAGACCAACAAAAAAAAAAAGAAAAAAGAAAAAAAGGAAACAAAGAGUAACAGAUAAAAAAGAGGCUUUUGGCAUCGAAUCUCCUCAGUUCUGCAUCGGUUCUAAUCAAUUUUUCUCGUUCAACUCUUCUCCCCUCUUCCCUCUGAAACGGCCACAUUCAAGAUGGGUUUUUAGCAUUGCUUCCCCCCCUUAAUGAUGGACCACAAUAACUUUACUAUAAAGACAUACAUGGCCAUCAUGGCCGAGAGGGAUGCUGCCAUCCGUGAACGGAAUAUGGCACUAGAGGAGAGAAAGAGGGCUUUCGCAGAGCGAGACAUGGCAAUGCUUCAGAGAGAUGCAGCACUUGCAGAGCGUAAUGCUUUGAUUCAAGAAAGGGACGACGCCAUUGCUGCUCUUCGAUUGCAGGACAGCUCUACUAAUGACAACAAUAUGGUUCCGGAUUCACCAGGAAAUGGAACUGAAAGUGGUGCAAAGCACAUUUAUAACCAACAGCAAAUGCAUAGAACCAUAGCUGAAGCUGCUCAUGGUUCAAUGAAAGAUCCCACAGCUGGCUACUUGAAAGACACAGAUACUUCUGAAGCAAAGGUUCCUAAAAAGGUCAGACGACCAAAAGAGAGCAGACACAAUAAGCAAGCCAAGAUUCCAAGAGUGAGCAAAAAUGGCGCAGAAAGUUUAAAUAUGCAGGUCAUUGCUACAACAUCAGAUGAUUGGGCAAAUCUGCAAGAGAUGGAUAGUGACAAGGACGGAGAUACACAGCUCACGUCAUGGAAAGACAAUUUGGGGUUGAACCAAAUCAAUUUUGAUGAGUCUGCCAUGCCAGUGCCAGUUUGCUCUUGUACGGGGACUCCACAGCCAUGCUAUAAAUGGGGUCAUGGUGGGUGGCAGUCAGCCUGCUGCACAACUACCAUAUCUAUGUAUCCAUUACCUCAAAUAUCAAACAAACGCUAUUCCCGGGUGGGUGGCCGAAAGAUGAGUGGUGGUGCCUUCAGUAAAUUGCUUAAUCGUCUUGCUGCUCAAGGUUAUGACCUGUCUAUUCCACUUGACCUGAAGGAUCAUUGGGCUAAACAUGGCACAAACCGCUACAGCACAUUGAAAUAGCUUCCAUGUGCACGUUGGAUUGGGACCUCACAUUAUGGAGAAGGCAUUGUUGGGGAAAGUGUGUUGUGGAUGAAAGGAAGUGUAUUUUAAUACUGUGCAGGAGAUAUACCCCUAAUAGCUAUUCGUUUCACAUUUUUUGAGCUCUGUCUGUCUCAGAGUUUUAAUUCAUCUCGUCAGAAUGGCCUCAUAUUAUGUACUGUACUUUUGCUUUCGUCAAAAUGUGUUGUAUAAUGAUUUGGGUGACAAAUAGCUUUGUUGCCUAGACAGCGAAAAUAGCAAUUUCUGUGUA